Platichthys flesus (European flounder) is the source of this 4392-nucleotide messenger RNA. It is a transcript of the gene smc4, whose product is annotated as structural maintenance of chromosomes 4. The transcript has 23 exons. The record is from RefSeq and is a predicted model, not a curated record. Gene Ontology annotation, biological process: mitotic chromosome condensation. Gene Ontology annotation, molecular function: protein binding; ATP binding; ATP hydrolysis activity. The coding region runs from base 364 to 4263 and encodes 1299 amino acids. Gene Ontology annotation, cellular component: chromosome. Lineage: Eukaryota; Metazoa; Chordata; Actinopteri; Pleuronectiformes; Pleuronectidae.
AUUAAUAAUUAAAAACUUAUCUGGGGUUAUAAUAGCGUCUUAUUCUCUCCAAUCACCACAUCUCCUCAGGGCGAAAGGCUUUUUACUAACCCACUUAGUUCAGGUCGUGCCCACUUGUAUCCAUGUUGUUAUCUAUUAGUGGAACAACUGCGUUACUUGAUGAAAAAAGAAAGAGAAGAAUCUGCGGAGUCCCCUGAAGAUGGGCGGUAGUCAGAUCUGACUGGGGUGAUGAUUAAAGCCUGACAACAGGGGAGCUGCGUGUGUGACCGACCAACAAAAAAAAAAGUCUGGAGAUUGACAGGCACGAAACCCACUCAUGGAUAUUCCCUCUUUUCCACCAAUGACCCAUUCAGAUUUCAAACCAUGCCAUCUAAAACGGCAAAGGGCUCCUCCACUGCCUCCGCCAAGCCCAGAGGGAAAGGGUCGCAGCCCCGGGAUGACUCCGAGGACGAGCUGGAUGUACCCCCACAAGCAACCAGCUCCAAUGGCCAAGAGGAGGCACCGCCGACCACUGAUCCGUCUCUCGGUGCGGCUGUCGAGGCGGCGGAUAAUCGAGGUUUGGAGGAGAUUCUCGGCAGCAUCCCUCCACCCCCGCCCCCAGCAAUGACCAAUGAACCGGGCGCUCCUCGCCUGAUGAUAACACAUUUAGUCAAUCGCAACUUUAAAUCGUACGCAGGCGAGCAGAUUCUGGGGCCUUUUCACAAGCGCUUUUCCUGCAUCAUUGGUCCGAAUGGCAGUGGGAAGUCCAAUGUGAUAGACUCAAUGCUCUUUGUGUUUGGAUACAGAGCUCAAAAGAUCAGAUCGAAAAAGCUCUCGGUGAUGAUUCACAGCUCUGAUAAACACAAAGAUGUGCAAAGCUGUACUGUGGAGGUGCAUUUUCAAAAGAUCACUGAUAAGGAAGGAGAUGACUACGAAGUUAUUCCCAACAGCAAGUUCUAUGUUUCCAGGACUGCCAACAAAGACAAUUCCUCAACCUACCAUAUCAAUGGCAAGAAAGCCACAUUUAAAGAAGUGGGGGCUUUACUCCGAGGCCACGGUAUUGACCUAGACCACAACAGAUUUCUGAUCUUACAGGGUGAGGUGGAGCAGAUUGCUAUGAUGAAGCCUAAAGGUCAGACCGAGCAUGAUGAGGGCAUGCUGGAGUACCUGGAGGACAUUAUUGGCUCCUGCCGCCUGAAGGAGCCUAUCCAAACCCUGGCCCGUCGCAUUGAGCUGCUCAAUGAGCAGAGGGGAGAGAAGCUAAACCGAGUGAAGCUCGUGGAAAAGGAGAAGAAUGCAUUGGAGGGAGAAAGAAACAAAGCUGUGGAGUUCCUCACUCUGGAGAAUGACAUUUUCAAACUCAAGAGUCAGCUUAGCCAAUAUUAUAUUCAUGAUCUGCACAAGCGUGUAGUGGACAAAGAGCAGGAAAAGCAGAAGAUCCUGGAGGACACAAAGGAACUCACUGAGAAAAAUACUAAGAUUUCAAAGGAGACAGAGAAUAUGAACCAAGAGCUAAAAAAUGUGGAGAAGAAACAAAAUAAGCUCAACAAGUACAUUGAGACCCAGAAGGAGAAGUUCACCCAGCUGGACCUGCAGGAUGUUGAAGUGCGUGAGAAGAUUAAACACUCCAAGAGCAAGAACAAGAAACUGCAGAAGCAGCUGGAAAAGGACAAGGAAAAGCUGGAGGAAGUGCGCGGUGUACCAGCCAGCAGUGAAAAGGCCAUCUCUGAGGCAACUGUUAGCAAGGAAGAGCUGGAGAAGCAGAAGGUGAAACAAGAGGAAAAACUUAAGGAGGUCAUGGAGAGUCUGAAAGAAGAGACCAGUGGCUUGCAGCAGGACAAAGAGACCAAAGAGAAAGAACUGAUGGAACUCAGUAAGGCUGUAAAUGAGACCCGUUCCCGUAUGGACAUUGCUCAAUCGGAACUCGACAUCUACCUUAGCCGUCACAACACAGCUUUGACACAGCUCAACACGGCCAAGCAAACUCUCCAAACCACCUCUGACACUCUGCGGGAGCGCCGCGCUGCCAUCAAAGAUUUAGAAGUCAAGAUACCAGAGAAAGAGCAAGAGCUCAAGAAGGACGAGGGAGAGUUGGAGCAGCUGAUGAAGAUGGAUAAUGACACCAGAGAAGUGGUGAGGGAAAUGAGGCAGAAGGUGGAUGAAGCCAAGAGUUCUCUGUCGUCCAACCGCAGUCGAGGAAAGGUCCUGGAUGCGCUCAUGCAGCAGAAGAAGAGGGGCGUAAUCCCUGGCAUCUUUGGAAGAUUGGGAGACCUCGGAGCCAUAGAAGAGAAGUUCGAUGUGGCUAUCUCCUCUAGCUGUGGCGCUCUGGACAACAUUGUGGUGGAUACCAUCGACACAGCUCAGAAAUGUGUCACAUUUCUCAAAGAGCAGAACAUUGGGGUCGCCACCUUCAUUGGUCUCGACAAGAUGAAGACUUGGGAGAGGAACAUGGCUCCCAUUCGAACUCCAGAGGAGUGUCCUCGUCUCUUUGACAUGGUGCGAGUGAAAGAUCAGAGCGUGCUUCCAGCUUUCUACUUUGCCCUCAGGGACACGCUGGUGGCCCAGGACAUGGAGCAAGCCACGAGAAUGGCCUUCCAGAAGGACAAGCGCUGGAGAGUGGUCACCCUGAGGGGACAGAUCAUUGAGAUGGCUGGUACCAUGACUGGAGGAGGAAGAGUGAUGAAGGGCAGGAUGGGCUCUUGUCUCGGCACUGAGGUCUCCCAGGAGGAGCUCGAUCGUAUGGAGAGCAAGCUGAGCGAGAAAGUGUCAAAGCUGCAGGGCUGCCAGGAGAGAAAGCUGCAGCUCGAGGAGAACAUCCAGCGCCUCCGGCCGCAGCUCCGGGACAUGAAGAACACCCUGGAAAAAUACGCCAAAAGCAUGACUAGUCUUGCUGACCAGGAGACUCACUUGAAACGUCAGAUGAAGGAGCUCGAGGCUAACGUGAUCGCAGCUGCCCCGGACAAGGCCAAGCAGAAGCAGAUGGAGAAGAGUCAGGAUGCUUUCAAGAAAGACUUCGAUGCAGCUUCUAGUAAAGCUGGAAAAGUGGAAAAUGAGGUGAAGAGGCUCCACAACCUGAUUGUAGACAUCAACAGCCACAAGCUAAAGGCUCAGCAGGACAAGCUUGACAAGGUCAACAAGGAGCUGGACGACUGUUCCUCCACCAUCACCAAGGCCCAAGUAGCCAUUAAGACAGCUGACCGCAACCUGAAGAAGUGUGAGGAGAGUGUGAGUCGUGUGCAGCUUGAGCUCGAGGAGAACGGGAAGUCCAUGGCCGAGUUCACAGAACAACUGAAGAAGCUCGAGGAGGAGGCUGGGGAGGUCAUGAAGGCGUGUCAGGAGGCGGAGGCGGAGCUCCCCGAGGUGCAGGAGCAGUAUCAGGGGGUGCUGAAGGAGAUCAAGGCUCUGCAGCAGCAGGAGCACGCUCUGCAGGAGGAGUCCCUCAGCGUCCGGCUCCGCGUCGAGCAGAUCGAGACGACCAUCACCGAACACAACAACAAGAUCAAACACUGGCAGAAAGAGGCCAGCAAGUUGUCCCUUCACACGAUUGAAGACAAACCAGCCGAGGAACUUCCUGUUCUCACUCCUGCCGAACUUGAAGAAAUCUCUAAUCCCAAUGUCAUCAUCAACAAGAUGAUGAGGUCAGAGACGCAGUGCGCUCAGAUGAAGCCAAACCUCGGCGCCAUCGUGGAAUACAAGAAGAAGGAGGAGCUGUACCUGCAGCGAGUGGCUCAGCUGGACGAGAUCACGACCGAGAGGGACCAGUUCAAGCGCGGCUACGAGGAACUGCGCAAGCGGCGACUCAACGAGUUCAUGACCGGAUUCAACAUGAUCACAAACAAGCUGAAGGAAAACUACCAGAUGCUAACGCUGGGCGGGGACGCAGAGCUGGAGCUGGUCGACAGCUUAGACCCCUUUUCUGAGGGCAUCAUGUUCAGUGUUCGUCCCCCAAAGAAGAGCUGGAAGAAGAUCUUUAACCUGUCGGGAGGAGAGAAGACACUGAGCUCUUUGGCCCUGGUGUUUGCUCUGCACCACUACAAACCCACACCGCUCUACUUCAUGGACGAGAUAGAUGCUGCUCUAGAUUUCAAGAACGUCUCCAUUGUUGCCUGUUACAUUUAUGAACAAACAAAGAACGCUCAGUUCAUCAUCAUCUCUCUGAGGAACAACAUGUUCGAGAUCGCAGAUCGCCUCAUCGGCAUCUACAAGACUCACAACACCACCGAGAGCGUGGGAAUCAACCCCAAGACCAUCGUGUUCAAGGAGCACGACGCCGUCACUGCUUAAACCUCAACUGGCUCAUGUUUUCACUGGUUUUGUCUUUCACCGAAGUGUAAAUAUGUGUAUCUUCUUUUCAUUUACACAGGAAUGCUGCUAUUUUCUUACUUUCUGACUUAAUAAAUAUUUCCUGGAAAA